AUGGCGGACAGGGAAAUCUAUUCAGCGACGUACAGCAAUGUUCCCGUCUAUGAGCUCAAGGUCGGUGGCGACCAUGUUAUGCGCCGCAGGUCCGACAACUGGGUCAACGCUACACAUAUUCUGAAGAUUGCUGGGUUUGACAAACCAGCGCGGACCAGGAUCCUCGAACGUGAGGUGCAGAAGGGUGUCCACGAGAAGAUUCAAGGCGGUUAUGGAAAAUACCAAGGCACAUGGGUCCCUCUGACCGAAGGUCGGUCGCUGGCUGAGAAGCAUGGUGUGCUGGAUCGCACUGCCCAAAUUUUCGACUUCGUCCCGGGUGAUCGAAGCCCACCUCCUGCUCCCAAGCAUACCACCGCUGUCUCAAACCGUCCCAAGCAACCGAAACAGCCUGCCGUUCCACGCAAAGUUCCGUCGCAGCAAAGUAAGUAUAGACACACUCCGUCAGAAAAUGCUCGCCAACUUUCCGUAGCCCAACAUUACCCACCUGUGGACGGCUACGAAAGCGCAAGUGUACAUUACAAUGGGACGGAAAGUCGAGAUCACUCUCCAGAGACUGCUUCAUUCAUGGCAGAAGACGACUUCCUUCCGCUUUCACAAAAUUCUACUGCUUCGAGAAAGCGAAAACGAGAUUUUGAAGAAAUUGCUCCCACUGCAUCAGACCUCGAACAUACCAUGUAUGGCGAUGAGCUGUUGGAUUAUUUUGUUACGGCUGGUGAUGACCCAGCUGCCUCCAAUAUCCUACCACCAGAACCCCCAACAAACUUCGAUGUUGACAGGCCGAUUGAUAAUCUGGGUAACAACGCGCUCCACUGGGCUUGCGCCAUGGGUGAUGUUGCGGUUGCACGGGACCUCCUCGCACGCGGCGCAAAUCCCGCUGCCCAAAAUAAGAGCUCACUUGAGACCCCCUUGAUCAGAGCUGUCUUGUUCACCAACAAUUACGACAAGAAGACUUUCCCAAAGAUCGUCCAGGCUUUGGCUGGAACGAUUGUGGAGCGGGACGCUUAUGGAGCGACCGUCUUCCACCACAUCGCCGAGUCAGCGCGCUCCAGGGGAAAAUGGAGUUGUGCUCGGUACUAUUGCGAAGUCCUGAUCAACAAAAUGCACGAAAUGGGCUCAAACUACGUUCAAGCUCUCCUUACCUCCAUUGACCACAAUCACGACACCGCAGCAUUAUGCGCAAUCCGCAAUGGAUGUGUCAAAGUCGCAACAUUCCUCCUCAACCAUUGCCCUGAAGCUGGAGACAUACCAAACUUGAAGGGCGAGACUGCCAACGAGUAUCUUAGAGCUCUUCGAGAGAAAAAGGAAAGCCUUCAACAGCCAGGCUCAUCGCCCCCACGUGCUGGAGAGUCUUUUGCGGCUAAACAAUCGCGCCGUAAGCGACAAAAGGAAGCUCUGUCCCGCGCUGCCUCUUUGGUGCUCGAUAAGAUCGUCCCUCUCAUGGACGCGGGCAGCUACAAAAUAGCCGACAUGUACGAUUUGCAGAUAUCGGAGCGGGACACGGAAAUUGCAGAAGCCAAACACGCACUGACCGAGCUCGAGAAUCAGCGACACAAGAUUCGACAAGAGACCUUUUCGCUGAUGGCCAAGGUCGAGGACGUAUCCAAGAUUCCCACAUUGAGACAGGAAUAUGACGAAUGUUUGCGCGAGGUGGAAUCUCUCCUUGAACAAAAAGAACAUGCGGCCCUGCAGAAUGAGGUGUUCCAACAAGACCAGCAGACGAGUCCCGAGGCCUUCCGUUUCCCCAACACAUCAGCACUGUCCCCUGAUGAAAUACGUGCGGUGGUGCCAUGGGCAGUUGAGCUCAACAAUCAGCAAAAUCUUCGUCGACAGUGGGUCAAAGAUAUUGCCAAACUAAUGAGUGAGGCGGGUGCAGGCGAGAAGGUUGGCAAACACAGAAAACUUGUGGCGAUUGCUACCGGGCUAAAGGAGGAUGAGCUGGACGACAUGUCGGUCGAGUUAUUGGAAAGUCUGCAGGGAAACCAGGCUGGCAAUCCCCCGCAAACACCCCCUCAUGCUCCGGCUGAGGUUCAAGCUUGA
Molecule: messenger RNA, 2037 nt
Organism: Fonsecaea pedrosoi CBS 271.37
Lineage: Eukaryota; Fungi; Ascomycota; Eurotiomycetes; Chaetothyriales; Herpotrichiellaceae
Exons: 2
Coding region: 1-2037 (678 amino acids)
Cellular component (GO): SBF transcription complex; MBF transcription complex
Molecular function (GO): transcription regulator activity; protein binding; DNA binding
Source: RefSeq, a predicted model, not a curated record